This is a messenger RNA of Olea europaea var. sylvestris, 818 nucleotides long. RefSeq names its product 5-amino-6-(5-phospho-D-ribitylamino)uracil phosphatase, chloroplastic-like. The record is from RefSeq and is a predicted model, not a curated record. The transcript has 5 exons. Lineage: Eukaryota; Viridiplantae; Streptophyta; Magnoliopsida; Lamiales; Oleaceae. The annotation marks the transcript as partial.
UUUCCUUGUCAAACUUUUCAGGUUUUGCGCUGGGGGAAGGCACAAAAUGAUCUAGACAGACUGAAGUUGAGGUUGUCUCAGUUAUAUUAUCACAACCUUGUCCAACUCUCUGAACCAGUAGAAGACCUAAAAGAAUGGUUGGAUGCUUUAGCUUCGUCGAACAUCCCUUGUGCUGUUGUUUCAAGUGUUGACCGCAGAAACAUGGUUGAGGCUUUGGAGCGAAUGGGGCUCAAGAAGUAUUUUCAGGCAAUUGUGUCUGAGGAAGAUGGUAUGGAGUCCAUAGCCCAUAGAUUCCUUUCAGCAGCUGUAAAGUUGGACCGAAAACCGUCCAAGUGUGUCGUGUUUGAGGAUGACCCCAGGGGAGUAACUGCUGCUCAUAAUUGUACAAUGAUGGCUGUAGCAUUAAUUGGUGCUCAUCCAGCAUACGAUCUUGGGCAGGCUGAUCUCGCAGUUGCGAGCUUUAAUGAGCUUUCUGUAAUCAAUUUGCGGAGAUUAUUUGCUCACAAAGGUUCGAGUUUCAUGGAAUUGGAAAAGCAGAUAAUAGAGACGACUCCUUCGCGAAGAAAGCUCACUAUUGACACUAUAUUCUGAUUUUGCACCCAUCCCCAUUUUGCUCUCUCCGUCUCUGUCAUUCGAUCAUUGUAAAUUUUGUAAUUUAAGGGGGUAGAUCAUCUUGUGAUAUCCUCUCUUUCUCUUGGUCUGUGCAUUUUUCUUUUUCUUUUUUAUUUUUCCUUUGGUUUUAUAGUGAAAAGGCAAACAAUUUACAAUAAAAUGUAUGUGAAAUCUGCUCUGGUGGAUGAAAUCUCACAUUUAAAUAA